GAGAGGGAGAGAGAGAGGGAGAGAGAGCUGCGAGGAAUGUGCUACUAAUGAGAAAACGGAGCGUCGCUGAACGGGCGGCACAAGACAGAAGAAGGAGGAAAACGAAGAGAAUGCUGUGAAGCAGGAAAGAAGAGAGAGGGAGAGGUGGAGAGAAAAGAGGCACACGCAUGGAAAGGAUUAUAGUGAAGCGUGCGGGGGUUUUCGACGCUACCCAUGCGGAGAUUUGAGCUAACGGCUGAACCAUGCAGGGCUCGCUGCUUCUCCUGAGUUUGGCGCUGAGUUUUCACGCAGUGUGGAUGGCACGGUUCUCUCAGGAGCCAGCAGACCAGUCAGUGGUUCUUGGCCAGAGAGUGGUCCUGUCCUGUGUGGUCUUCAACUACUCGGGCAUCGUGCAGUGGACCAAGGAUGGGUUGGCCUUAGGCAUUGGGGAAGACCUCCGGGCCUGGCCACGGUACCGUGUGUUACGGCUAGUUGACGUUGGGCAGUACAACUUGGAGAUUUCCUCUGCUGAACUGUCAGAUGACUCUCUGUAUGAGUGUCAAGCUACAGAGGCUGCUCUUCGCUCCCGCAGAGCCAAACUCACCGUCCUUAUUCCUCCUGAUGAGCCGGUGAUUGAGGGCUCCCCGGAGCUCCUCCUCACGGCAGGGGUUCCCCACAACCUCAGCUGCGUGUCCCGCGGAGCCAAGCCCCCUGCUGCUAUUGAAUGGCAAAAAGACGGGCUGCCCAUAGAGGGAGCAUUCAGCACAACAGAAGUGCUCCCGGACAGGAAGCGUGUGACCACGAGGAGCUUCCUGCCCGUCCUUCCAGUGGACACAGACACAGGGAAAAACUUCACCUGCGUGGCCACCAACCCAGCAGUGCCCAUGGGCAAACGCACCACCAUCACACUCAAUGUUCACCACCCUCCUGUGGUGGUGUUAUCCAUUGAGCCACGCUCUGUGCUGGAAGGAGAGAGAGUGACCUUCACCUGCCAAGCCACUGCCAACCCUCCGAUUAUGGGCUAUAAAUGGGCUAAGGGUGGUGUGGUCAUCCAGGGUGCAAGAGAGAGUGUGUUUAUCACUAAGGCUGACCACUCUUUCUUCACGGAGCCAGUCUCCUGCCAAGUGUUCAAUGCCGUUGGGAGCACUAACGUCAGCAUACUCGUGGAUGUUCACUUUGGUCCUAUCCUGGUGGUAGAGCCAAAGCCAGUGACUGUGGACAUUGACUCUGAUGUCACUUUGAACUGCAAGUGGGCUGGGAAUCCCCCUCUCACCCUCACGUGGACUAAAAAGGGCUCCAGCAUGGUCCUGAGUAAUAAUAACCAGCUGUAUUUGAAGUCGGUGAGCCAGGCCGAUGCUGGCCAGUACGUGUGUAAAGCCAUAGUGCCCAGGAUCGGUGUGGGAGAAACAGAGGUCACUCUCACUGUCAAUGGUCCCCCCAUCAUCUCCAGUGAGCCAGUGCAGUAUGCAGUCAGAGGCGAGAGAGGGGAGGUGAAGUGUUACAUCGCCAGCACUCCUCCACCAGACAAGAUUGUAUGGGCAUGGAAGGAGAAUGUGUGGGAGAAGGAGAAAGGAACUCUACCAGAGCGAUACACAGUGGAGCAGAGUAAGCCUUCAUCUGAUGGAGGAGCCGUGCUGUCCACACUGACCAUCAACAACGUCAUGGAGUCUGACUUCCAGUCCACUUACAACUGCACUGCGUGGAACUUUUUCGGCCCAGGAACAAUGAUCAUCACUCUGGAGGAGACUGAAAUAGUCCCAGUUGGUAUCAUUGCUGGUGGCACUGUAGGCUGUUCCAUUCUGCUAUUGCUCUGCCUGUUGGCAUUAGUGCUUUUCCUGUAUCGUCAACGGAAAGGAAGUCGCCGUGGGGUCACACUCGGUAAGCCAGACAUCAAGGUGGAGACAAUAAAUAAAGAGACCCACAGCUUAGAGGAAGACACUGGCAGCGUCUCCACGGCAACCCGCAUGGUCAAGGCCAUGUACUCUUUUUUGCCCUCUGUGACCCUCUCUCCCUCCUCCCAGCCCUUUAAAGAUGACGAUCUCAAGCAGGAGCUGCGCAGUGACACUCUGGACACACGCCAGGACUAUGAGCUCAAGGACCCAACAAAUGGCUAUUACAAUGUGCGAGCCUCCACCCACGACGAAGGCCGCCCUGCCUCGCGUUCCAUGCACUAUUCUGAGUAUCGUUCCUCCAACCAGCCAGGGGGCGCUGCAGCAGUCAGUGCUAGCUCGGGCGCUCCUGGAGCUACGGCAGGUCCCGGAACUCCCAGCAGUUUGGCGCCUGGGUCGCGAGCCGGCUGCUAUGACCCCCGACCUCCGUCCAGACUCUCACACAACAGCUAUGCCCAGUUCAACACCUUCAGCCGGCCCGGCCAGUCACAGCAGCCUCCACCCAGCUCCGGCCCGCAAACAGGCGAUUUCCCGCCUGACUGCAGCCUGCUGGACUCAACCCCUCAGUUGGCGUAUGACAACUACAGCUACCACUCACACUAUUCUACAUAUCGCAUGGGCUUUGCUCCCCCCAGCCUGGCUCCUUUAGAAGGUGGUCCGGCGUACGAAAUGUACAGCGUGGGGCCGAGUGUAGGAGCUGGAGGCACUACUGGAACGACAGAGACUGGACUAGGAAAGUACGGCAGUUCCACACGUUUUUCCUACACCUCCCAGCAUUCCGAUUACUCCCACCGACACACACAGAGGAUGCAGACGCACGUGUGAGCCACAAGCUCUAGUGUACUCAUCACUUCUGUCUACAUCCAUUUAGCAACAUGCACAUACACUUAAAUAGGAGGAGGUUCUAAUCGAAGGGAAGAAUGAUGAAGAAAAAGAACCAGUUCAGAAAGAACAGAGGCCAAGAGAUGAGAGAGUAGGUGGAGAUGACAAGAGGGGGAAUUCUCUUUCUGUCUUUUCGGUGGUUGUUUCUCAGCUCAAGGAGCUGACAGCGAAAGUCACAAUCUGAAUUAAAACAGUGAAGCAUCAGUGAAAGAUCUAAAAAUCUUUGUGAUGCUGAGAAUGGCUCAGUCUGAAUUAGCAGAGCCGCAGAAUGUAUCUUGAGCAAUGAAGGAGGCCUCUGUGUUUGUCAAUGAGACAAAAAAUACAUAGGUGGGGUGGUCAUGGAAGACUUUUUUGUAUGGCUUUUUGGUGAAUGGCUUCUUCAACUCGUCUCCGCACCUUUACGCCGCUAACCUGAAAGAAGAAAUGGUCAGAAAGCAAUAUGGCAGCGGUCGCACCUUGUUCAGUGAUAAUUCCUAAAGCAUUCUAGAGGGAGUUGGUAUGUUUCCUUCAUAAAGGGGGGGGGGUUCCACUGAUUUGUCUGCAUAAUUCAGUCAUUCAGUUGUAAACAAAGCCAUUCCAAGUGGUUUGAUAUGAAAUGCUGCUUUGUAGAGAAAUUUAGCAGCUCAAAUUUCUUUACAGUGGUGGUGAUGAAAACCAGAGUGCAGUCUCUCAUAUAGUCAUUUUAUUUACCAUCCUAAACAACCAGAGAAACAUGUCGUUUAUAUAUAAAAUUGGUCAUGAUAAAAUUGUGGUACAUCUGAAAAAAUGGAUUAUAGUCCAAAAAUUGUUCAAAAAUAUGAAAAAAAAUUAUAUAAUAGCUUUCUGUAAUGUAGGCAUUCAAACAUCUGGUUGCUAUCAUGAAGGUUGUGAAAAAUCCUCUGUAAGGUUUUUAGAAUAGUACAUUUCACAUCAAACUACAUUGAAUGACUUAGUUUACAAGUUAAUAAUUGAAUUAUGCAGAUUUUAAAAAAUGUUGGAAUUCCUCUUUAAAUUCUUCACAUCCAGCAAACAAAGAGCACAACGCUAUCGAGACAGACUUGGUUACCAAAGCAUGUGUUAUUAUUUGGAAACCAGGUGAAGAAUUUUUUUAACUGCUUUACCUGUUAAUUAAUAUCUAACCAGCUGUCUAGCUUGCUAAGCUACCUCAUUCAGUAGGCUAUUAGCCUUAUUGUUCAGCGGCUAAUGUAGACACAAUCAUAUGCGGUACAGUUACCUUGUAUUAUUGUAUAGCUCAGUUGUCUCUGGCAGGAUGGUGUGUAUUUUCCAUGAAUCAAGUUACAGUCUGGAUGGACUAAUUAGAGCACUUUUUUCCAUUUCUAACAAAAAAGAGCAACUUAGUAUCCGGCAGUUAAGGAGACCAGUUCAGGAAGCCAUCAGACGUGGCCACUAACAGCCAUUUUUCUCUCUUUUUUUUAUUGCUAUGGAACAUACCAUUGGGUCGGAACCUCAAUUGGUGGAGUAUACAGUAUAACAGGAUGGGGGGGCAUAAUAGUAGACCAUAUAUAUUUUUUCAUAGUGUUUUUACAUGGUGAUUGGUUAAUCUUAGAGCACAUAUAGUAUAUUUGCAUAUAUAUAUGUCUGAAUUCCCCACUCUUUCCAUGGUGCUUUUGUAGUGGGGUCAUUGUUUGCACUGCAUUCCAGUAUUCUGUCAUAGAUUACUCUUAUAAUCUACCUGUAAUCUCUCAUUUGCACACUUAGGCUAGUGUUUUGAAUAUUCCCAAAAUACAGAAUUAUUUUUUUUCCUCAUAUUUCUGUAAGGAAUUGUGGACCAAAGGUUCAUUGUUAGAGUAUCAGUCUUUAUUUGGGUGAUAUUCACCUCAACAAACAAGGAAAUAUGCAGAUUUGUUUGUUUUUGUUGACUCUGGACUCAGUAAUGAGGAGAGUGGCGAAAAGGUCUCUUGAAGGGUAGAGGAUUGUAAAGGUCUUAAACCUUAUGAUCCAGCCUUAGGUACACAUACUGAUCUAAGAUCAGGCUGCUAUGCCAUCACGUUAGUACACACGAGAUCAUCAAGAACAAAUGCGAACUGAGAUUCAGUGAGUUCUUGGAUGGAGUCUUUGGACUGGUUGCUGGUUCCUGGGCUCAUGGCCCAGAGGAUGGAGUGUUCAUAGUCAUAUAUAUAUAUAUAUAUAUAUAUAUAUAUAUAUAUAUAUAUAUAUAUAUACCUAAUAGAUUGGAGACUCUUCUGCACGUUAUCACAAAGACACACUUGCUAUAUGUGCCACAGACACCUACGUUGGUGGAAGCAUUUUUGACAAAUAAGAAAAUAAACAGAAAUUUGGAUUCAAAAUGCUUCUGACAGACAUUGAAGGAAACUAUUUUGAUCUUGAUGGUGGUGGUGAAGAUGAAGACAAUCCAUCUCGAAUGGUUCUGCAUCAAGGAGCAAUGAGGUACUGUCUACCGCUAGUUUUUCGUCUUUGUCUGAGUUUCAAUACCUUUGAAGUGAAGGAGUCUUGUAAAUACUUUCCCAUGUGUAACUCCUAUUUCAAGUAUUAUUUUACAUCAUCCAAUGUGAUGCACUCUUAAAAUGCAGUAUUGCUACAUUUCAAUGGCGCGAGGGAAAAAAUUAGCAGAAGGACUGUGUGUUGGCAACAGAAUUUUAUGACCUGAGGAUAAUGAACUGCGUUCAACUUGGCUGGAGUCCAGCCUGGUGCCAAAGAGCAUUGAGAAGAACAAGAUGCUCAUCAUUAUCAGAAAACACCUUUAUACCUGCCUGAGCUGCCAAUCAGUUGGUCUUAAUGGUACAUUCGGUUACUUUGAGUGAUUGACAGAAGGAGACGCGUCCAGGAGACGUGACCUUAUCUACUGGAUGGGACAUGCACUUCCGCCCAACAUCCUCCUCGAAGGACUGAAGCUCCAUCAAGAGGAAACGAGGGAAAUAUGAAGGUGUAUGUUGGUUAAAAAACAGAGUGGCCUUAGGAAAAACAUGACUUUUAUAAUCCCUCACUUUAUAAGCCAGUUUGAGGCCAGAGGUGUACGUUGACAGUUUCAGUGAUGGUAUGAGAAGUGUGUAUGCGUGUGUGUGCGCGAGUGUGUGUGUCUCUCUUUGUGUAUGAAUAUCUUUAUGUAAUCAUUUAACUUCCCUCGAGUUCCUGCUCCAAUACUUUUAUUCUCCUGGUAGGACUGUAUCCUGUAUAAUUGUGUCUUAGAAAACAAGCGUUGACCUUACUGUACUGUUCUUCGUAGCUGAAAACGUUCCACAAAUGUACAACAGAAGUUAUUGAAAAAUUUUCAUUUUUUUAUUUCAUUUUCAUUUUUUUCAAUAUUUUUAAAAAAAUGUUAUGUAAUUAUUUUUUCACAGUAUAUCAGAAAUAAAAGCACUGUUUUUAUAA
Molecule: messenger RNA, 6080 nt
Organism: Pygocentrus nattereri (red-bellied piranha)
Lineage: Eukaryota; Metazoa; Chordata; Actinopteri; Characiformes; Serrasalmidae
Gene: kirrel1a
Product: kirre like nephrin family adhesion molecule 1a
Exons: 15
Coding region: 243-2693 (816 amino acids)
Biological process (GO): cell-cell adhesion
Cellular component (GO): cell-cell junction
Molecular function (GO): cell adhesion molecule binding
Source: RefSeq, a predicted model, not a curated record